Menidia menidia (Atlantic silverside) is the source of this 4905-nucleotide messenger RNA. The record is from the annotation of a GenBank genome assembly. NCBI's taxonomy places the organism in Eukaryota, Metazoa, Chordata, Actinopteri, Atheriniformes, Atherinopsidae.
CCGCCCCCGCAAACCAGAAACAGCAGAUAGUGUGACGGAUAGCGCAAGAGAAAGCCAGGCAGGAGCUGCCCUGGGAAGUCGGGAGUCCAGCGGAGUCAACGCAGAUUAACGCCAUUUCACCGGUGGCGAGGGAAACUGUCCACUAAAGCUACAGAAUGGCGGUGGAUAUCUACGACUCUCAGUACCUUCUAAUCCUGGCCCCCUCCCUGGUCAUCGCCCUCAUGUUCCUCUUCUUCUGGCUCUUCAUGAAAGAAACAUCUUACGACGAGGUGCUUGCCAGGCAGAAACGGGACCUUAAGCUGCCACCAACCAGGCCAGACCCGCGCAAGAAGAAUGAAAAGAAGAAGAGCAAGAAGAAGGAGACUGUCAGUGGAGGAAGCGGCGGAGGUGGGGGAGGAGAAUCGGAAGAAGAUCUGCGGGACUUCGACGCGACCGACGGGGCCAACAGCUCCAGUCUGGAGCCAGAGGAGGAACCCUCACCAGUGGUGAUGCCAGAUCCUGCUCCACCAGCACCUGCCGCCUAUGUGCCCCUCUCAGCGUCUCCAGAGGCUCCGGCUGGUCUGCGGGAGAGAAAGAAGAAGGAGAAAAAAGCCGCCAAAGCAGCAGCCGCUGCCGCCGCAGCAGCAGCUGCUGCAGCUGCUGCAGCUUCUCUCUCCGAAGAAUCGGAAGGAAACGACUCCAAGCCAGCGAGCCGCAAGACAGAGACCCCACCGGCUGCAAGCAAACAAACACUCCCACCUUCUCCAAAACCGGAGGUCCAGGUUCAAGCUGCUCAGGCUCCUGCUCAAGCACAGACGCCCCCUCAGGUCUCUGGGAAGAAAAGAGAGAAGAAGAAACAGAAAGUGGAGCCUGUGGACGUGCAGCAGCCAGAGGUGAAAGCAGAGCAGGCCCCAGCACCGGUCAAAAAGGAAGCUCCCGCUGUGGCUGAAACCAAAGUCCUGGAUGGUGCAGCCCCGACUGCCACCAGUGGAAAAAAGAAGAACUCCGCCAAGAAGCAGAAGACUGAGCAUGUGGAUGAAACCCACAUUAUGGCAGAUUCGGCAGCUUCUUCCAACCACCAGGCAGCUCAUAAUGAUGAUGUGCAAUCCAGAGGGCCUGGCAAAAAACUGAAGAAUGAGGCCGAUAAAGAAAACACAGAGGUGAAGCUUAGGGAGCUGCUCUCUGGUCUGUCCAGCCUGGCUCUGUCAGAAGCCGAGGCCGUCAGCGUGAUGGCUCUCCUCCGAGAGAAGAGCCCCAACGCCCUGGAUGCCUGGCACAAAUCUACAGGAAGGCCUGACCCAGCUGCACAGGAGCGAGAAAAACUCCUCACGACUCUGCAGGAGGAAGCCUCCAUUGCCAAAGACAAAGUGAAACAGCUCAGUCAGGAGCUUCAGGUUGAGAAGCAAAAAAACGGGCGUGCAGAGGCUCUGAUGAGAGAGCAGCGUUCAGCCAUGGAGAAGGAGCUGGGUGGCAUGCAGGCCAAAGCACAGGGCAGCUACCAAGAGAUCCAGACAAUGCAAAUAAAGGUGAGGGAGCAGCUGGAGAGCCAGAUCACUCGUCUGCAGCAGGAGAACAGCAUCCUCAGGGACGCAGUCAGCUCAGCCACCAGCCAGAUGGAGAACAAGAAUUCAGCAGAGCUGAACAAGCUCCGUUCUGAAUAUGCCGGUCUGAUGAAAGAACUGGCUGACUCCAACGGCAAGCUGCAGCAGGACGAGCUCCAAAGGAAGUCACUGGAGGUCAGCUACAAGCAGAACGUGUCCCAGCUGGAGGCCCAGCUGCAGGAUGCCAAGCGGCGUUGGGAAGAAUUGCAGAACUUCUACCACAACCUCCACAGCCAGCUGCAGGCGGUUGAGACGGAGAUGAACAACAAGAACAAGGAGAUCCAGACCCUUCACAGCAGCCUGACCGAGGCCAUGGUCUCCAAGGAGCGUCUGGAGCAGAGGGUGAUGGAGCUGAUGGAGAUGUCCCAGCACAGCAUGCCGGACGAGUCGCUCCAAGCCCGGGUUCAGGAGCUCAAGAAUGAAAACGGCGCUCUUCAAGUCCAGAAUGAGAACCUACAGGCCCAGAUUUCAACACAGGCCGCCCAUGUCUCCCACAUUGAGGAGCUACAAAAGCUUCUGGCUGAUAAGGAGUUACAGCGGAAGAGUUUGGAAGAUUCUUUGAACGCUGAGCGGAGCAGCGGGGCUAGCAGAGAAACUAACAUGCAGGCUUUGCACAAUGACAACAUGUCGCUGAAAGCAGAGAUUCAGAAUCUGCAGGCACAGAUUUCUGAUCAGACUGCAUCCCAGCUGGCUUUGGACCAGUACCAGAAGAGUGUUCGGGAGAAGGAGGAGAACAUGAAAACUGUAGAAAUCCUGCUGGAAAAGGGCCUGAUCGAGGUGGCCAACAAAGAGGAACAACUGAAGGUUUUAAGAGACGAGAAUGAGGCACUGAGGCAAGAAAUGGAAGAGCUGAUGAGAAAGGCAGAAGAACAGAAUGCUCCAGUUAACAGUGUUUUUGUUUCACUGCUGCGCAGCAUCCAAGAAAGGGAUCUGAAGCUUAAGUUGUUGGAGGAGAGUCUGCAGGCGGCACAGGACAGCAGCUCGGCCAAAGAGAAGGCUGUUGAGGCUCUGGAGCAGCAGCUGGCUGCCCUGCAGGCAGAGCUGGAGCAGUUGAGACAAAAGGAGACGCCAGAGGAGGUGACUAGUUUGGGUACCCACCUCCAGGAGCUCCAGGCUCAGCUGGAGGCAAAGGACCAGAAAGUUCAGAUGCUUGAGACGGAGCUGGAGGCAAGGACGAGGGAACUGAGUGAGAAAGUGGAGCAGCUUCAACAACAGCAGUCCCAGACAGGAGUGCCAAGCCCAGAGCUCCUGCAAGCGUUGUCGGAGAAGGAGAGGCAGCUCGGCAGCCUUCAGGCUGAGCUGGCCGAAAUGAGGGACUUGGUGGAGCUUCACAAGAAAAAGAACAACGAGCUUCGGGAGAAAAACUGGUGCGCAAUGGAAGCUCUGUCAGCCACCGAGUCCAUGCUUCAAGGGAAACUCAGCAAAGCUGUCAAGGAGAACCAGGAAGCACUGGCACUGUCUCAGACGGAGUGUCGAGAUGUCCUGCACAGACUUCUUCCCCAUGUGCCUUUGCCCUCUGAACAGAACCAUCAGGAGUGGCUCCAAAGAUUCGAAAGGGCAGUCGCUGAAAGUUCAGCUGCACAGUCCAGCCAAGCAUCAGGGGACUCUGAGGUCCUGGCGGAGAAACUUAAGGAGGCUGAAGAAAGCCAAAGGAUUCUGCAGAAAGACUGUGAGACGUAUAAGAAGGUUUUGGCCGAAACGGAGGGCAUCCUGCAGCGCCUCCAGAGCAGCGUGGAGCAGGAAGAGUCUCGCUGGAGGGUGAAGCUGGAGGCAUCGCAGGCAGAGCUCAGGGAGAUGAGUCAGAAAGUCGCAGUUUUGGAGCAAGAGAUUGAGAGACUAACCGACGGAGCCGAGCUGGAGAAUCUGAGAAGAGAAAAGCAGCAUCUGGAGUCCGACUUGGAGAGGGCAGAGCGUGAGAGCGCCACCUAUGUGAUCGAAGUCAGAGAGCUCAAAGAUCUGUUGACUGAGCUGCAGAACAGGCUUGAUGGCUCAUAUACAGAGGCUAUCAGGCAGAACGAGGAGCUGAGUGUGCUGAAAACCCGACUCACUGACACGCUGACCAAGUUGGAGGAAGAGCAGAACGAGAGGCAAAAAGUGGCCGGCGACCUGUACAAGGCCCAGCAGUCUCUGGAGCUGAUCCAGGGUGAGCUCUCCAAACUAACCGACAAUACCGACGACCUGAUAGAGAACAGCAGCCUGUCGUCACAGGGAGAGGAGAUUGAUCGGAAGGAGAAGAUGACUGCAGGACUGAAUCAGACAGUCAGAGAAAUGCAGCAGCUGCUCCAAGCUGUCAGCCAGCAGCUAGCUAAGGGGCAGGAUGGGGAGGCUGACAAAGAUCUUCCCAAGGUAUAGGGAGAGGAGGACAGAGCACCCUGCAGCCGCCCUGACUGCGCUACAGAGACCGUGUUUGACCUUUAGUCUCGUCACUACUACACAAUACCACAUUGUAACACCCAGCCACCUCCUCCCUUUCAACCUCCGUCACUCCACCUGUACUGUAGGCGGCCUCCCGCUGACCCUGAGGUGCCGAUAGCCCGCUCCUAGAGUCACUGCUGGCCACUAUGGGAGCAGGCAGAGGUUCCUGUUCAAUUCCAAGCACUCCAGGCAUGGUACCAAAACACAGACUACUCCACUCCAGCCACAUUCCUCUUCUUUGCAGCAUCACCAGUUUCAUUCUAAACUUUAAAAUGACCUCCAACAUCAUUUAAACUGUGUUGCAGCCAUUCCUCUGUUUUUAAAACGCCUGUAUUUUUCCAAUGAAAUCCUUUUGCAGUAGUUUUAUUUGUCUCCAGGGCAGAGAUACAAAUUUCCAACUUAACAAACUUUUGAGUUUUCAGUACUUUUACUUCUUAACUUAAAAUUCUAUAUUGUUUAAAUGUACCAGUUAGGACCUGCUGAAAUACACUAUGUUGUUGAUCUGUUGAUUUGUCUCCUAACCGGAGUUUUACCGCAAACUGUACAUCAUUGUGCAUCCAUUGCUCCAUGCAUACCUUGACUCAGUACUGGGUGGGAGAAGGGAGAGUAGAAGAGGUCUCGGCAUGUCAGACGUGUCACUACGUGACUGUAACUACGGAGACGCAUGGACAAAUUGUAGUCACAUCUGUAAUGCAGCUCCAAAAAGAAGGGAGUCUGUGACCCUGGCUGUGCAGGGAGAACGCCGGGUCAACACUUUAGAGGUUUUUAAUUCUACCGCAACUAUUCUAGGAGUAAGCGUCCCAUUUCAUCUGUAAUCAACACUUGCUAUCUUGUUGCUAAGUUCAUUAACACUGAAGAUUUUGUUCUUUUUGUAACGGGUGAUGUUAAUAAAAGGGAUGCUUAAUUAAAA